AUGGAAAUACAACAAAGGUUCUUUGAAGAACAACAUGCUUUAAAACAUAAAAGUACAAAUACAGUGAAAUUACCCAAAUUGGACAUGAUCUCAUUCAGUGGAAAUCGCCUUCAAUGGACGGAAUUCUGGGAUUCUUUUCGAAGUGCGAUACAUGAAAAUGACAAGCUUUCUCCUAUUGAUAAAUUUAAUUAUUUGAAAGGAAAAAUAGUAGGUGAAGCUAGAAGUGCCGUUGCUGGACUGACAUUAUCAAAUGAGAAUUAUGAUAUAGCUAUUCAUAUUCUUCGUGAAAGAUUCGGUGACCUCCAGGAUAUAAUUGAUUUACAUUACAAAGGUAUAGUGAAUAUCUUACCACCGAAGAAUAAUACAGAAGGAUUAAGAUUUCUUUUCGACAAGAUUGAGCGUCAUUUACGCAGCUUAGAAGUGAUGAAUGAAAAUUUAGACCAACAAGUGUUUGUGUCUAUGAUUAGAAGCAAACUUCCCAGUGAAGUUCUUCUUCAACUUGAAAUACAAAAGAGUGCUGAUACUAAAUGGUGUAUUAAAACGUUACGGGAUUUGCUUCGUAAAUACAUAGUUUCUAGGGAAAAAUCAGACAAACCAAAAUCUCUGAAUGACUCGAGUCAGUAUGUGAAUAAACAAACAAAUCCUCAUACGAAUAGACAUACGAGCAUGUCAAAUCGUUAUAAAAGCCAACCACAGACAAACUAUUCUGAAGGAGCAUUAGUUGCGAAUGAGAAAAGGAAAGUUUUACUUCCAUCAGCGACGAUAUGCAGAUACUGUAGCAAAAAUCACUGGAGUGAUGAAUGCAAUAGAUACAAAACUGUUGAAGAAAGAAAGUCAAAGUUAAAAGGAUGCUGCUUUAGAUGUUUAAGAGAAGGGCACACGUCUUCUGACUGUAGAAGUAGUAGAAUAUGUGUAUACUGUGACAAAUCAAAUGUACAUCAUCGAAGUCUUUGCCCGAAAAGGUUUAAAGGAGCUGUAAGGAGAGAAACAGCUAUUGUUUUCGAAAGAAACAAUACAAGACAAUAUUGA
Messenger RNA from Ruditapes philippinarum (Manila clam), 1029 nucleotides. RefSeq lists its product as uncharacterized. The record is from RefSeq and is a predicted model, not a curated record. Bases 1 to 1029 code for a protein of 342 amino acids. The transcript has a single exon. Gene Ontology annotation, molecular function: nucleic acid binding; zinc ion binding. NCBI's taxonomy places the organism in Eukaryota, Metazoa, Mollusca, Bivalvia, Venerida, Veneridae.